Molecule: messenger RNA, 973 nt
Organism: Mizuhopecten yessoensis (Yesso scallop)
Lineage: Eukaryota; Metazoa; Mollusca; Bivalvia; Pectinida; Pectinidae
Exons: 3
Coding region: 38-721 (227 amino acids)
Source: RefSeq, a predicted model, not a curated record
CCUAUCUGACCAAUCACACCUCUACACAUUACCAGCCAUGCUACGUCUAUUUACUGUCAUUGUUUGUGUGGCCCUAGCCUUGGGAGCGCCAAACAGGCACUGCGAAGAUGUCCUCGCUCGGGCUGGCCUCACCACCAAAUACAACGAGACAAUCGCCCAUGCUGUCCAUUCCAUGACAGUGGACGCUCUGAAACUCUUCAACCCCCGGGCCACCGCUAACAAUAGAGUCCCCACUGUAAAUCAGGAUCUCAACCAGAGCCAAAAGGUUCUUCCAUACGCCCCACAUACCGAAACCGGAAGUGGGUUCUCCACCAUGACCAUGAACAUAAUUGACGGCAUCCUGUCUCAGAUCGGUCAUUCCAAUGACGGACUUGGUCCAAACUGGUCACCCAUUGAACGUGUGGCCCACGUGUUUCACAUGUGGGACUUGUGGCACAAGAUCUACACGACAACUUGGCAAGACAUCCAGACCGAUAUUCCCUCCCAGGCCACCUGCGACUGCGUUCUUGAUGUGGACAAUAACGGAGUCAAGGCCGCUGUCCAGUGGGUGGCUGACCACUACGAGAGUGGCACGCCCAUCACCCUCCUGAACCGUCCCAUCCCCAAGCUGACCGACGCACAGUCGUGGGGUGUGUGGAGGGAUCGACUGUUACAUUACUACACCCCGGCUGCUCUGAAGGACGCGGCCAUCUAUCUGUACUGCGAAACACAGCACAUGUAAUACACGUGUAUUGACCUACCAUAGCAAAAGAAAUACACAUUAUAGUGAUAUGUUUAACUCAUUCACCCCUGAAAAAACAUUUGAACUCCUCCAAUUAUAAGGUUGGAUUAGUUCAUUAUGAAAUUUCAGGGAUAAAUUAGUUAAUGCGAUGGACGAGUUCGUGUCCUUGACAUCAAACGUUAUAUGAUCUGAUCAGAUGAAAAUUUGACAGUCAUUUAGAUAUGCAUAUAAAAUAAAAUCUUUUAAAAUGAU